AUGAAUAAAAGUGAGGUCAAACAGCAGGAGUGGGAAAAUUCCGAAUUUCCCAUUUUGUGUGAAGUUUGUUUGGGCCCCGAUGAAGCGCUUAGGAUGACGCGAGCGGUGCAUGGCAGUGAGUGCAAAACUUGUUCGCGCCCAUUUACCGUUUUUCGCUGGAAGCCCGGCAAAGACGCCCGUUUCAAGAAAACCGAAAUAUGCCAAAUCUGCUCUCGAGUCAAGAACAUUUGCCAAACCUGCUUGCUGGAUCUGCAAUACAAUUUGCCAGUGAAAGCCAGAGAUGCGUUACUGGGUGAAGGAGAUGCAGGAUCUUUUUGCAGUCAAGAUAUCCCCAAACUUGAGGUCAAUCGGCAAUUCUUUUUUCAAACCAUGCGCACUAGACUUGCUGACCAAGAUACGAGCGGGGGAGACACCUCUGCGCCCUUGCUAGUGGGCAUCGAUGCCCCUAUUGUAAAUCAAAAGCUCCUUUCUAUUGCCAAAAAGCGAGCAGCAACAACCAACUAUCGCCGAAACUUACCGCAUGUGUGUUCAUUUUAUGCAAAGAAGGAAUGCAAUCGAGGCGAUGCCUGUCCUUUUCGCCAUCAAUUGGAUGCACAUGAUGAGCAACUGAGCGACCAGAAAAUUAAAGAUCGGUACUUUGGGACCAGGGAUCCAGUAGCAGAUAAAAUAAUUGCCCGGGAAAAUGCAGCUGCCAAAAAAGAAAAAAUUGCCAAAGCUAUUGGAGACAUGGGCUCAAAUGAAGAACAUCCUUUUGCUAAUAAUGCUCCCAAAUAUCCUUCACAGAAUCCAAACAGAUUGGGGUCGACUUACCAUCAAAAGGGAACCAAUAAAUAA
Mitosporidium daphniae is the source of this 834-nucleotide messenger RNA. RefSeq lists its product as uncharacterized. Gene Ontology annotation, molecular function: metal ion binding; U6 snRNA binding; pre-mRNA binding. The record is from RefSeq and is a predicted model, not a curated record. The transcript has a single exon. Gene Ontology annotation, cellular component: U2-type catalytic step 1 spliceosome; Prp19 complex; U2-type catalytic step 2 spliceosome. Bases 1 to 834 code for a protein of 277 amino acids. Lineage: Eukaryota; Fungi; Microsporidia.